This is a messenger RNA of Adineta steineri, 3261 nucleotides long. The record is from the annotation of a GenBank genome assembly. NCBI's taxonomy places the organism in Eukaryota, Metazoa, Rotifera, Eurotatoria, Adinetida, Adinetidae.
CAGCAGUUCCUGUUCCAGCGACAGUAUUCCAAAUAUUUAAAUUUGUACGUGGCUGACAGUUAUAAUAAUCGGAUUCAAAAAUUUGCAUCAGGACAAUUAAAUGGAACAACAAUAACAACAGGAACUAUUAUACUAAAUCGUCCAACUGGAAUUAUUCUUGAUUUUGAUGGAUAUCUCUUUAUUGUUGAUCAAUAUAACUAUCGUGUUAUCGGUUCAGGACCUUAUGGAUAUCGAUGUAUAGCAGCAUGUUCUGGAUCUUCUGGCUCAUCAUCUAGUCAAUUAUAUCUUCCAUACUCACUUAGUUUUGAUAGUUAUGGAAAUAUGUUUAUUAAUGAUGAGAACAAUCGUCGCGUCCAAAAGUUUUUAUUAGUAACAAAUGGAUGCAAUGUAACAACAUCAACGACAACAAUGUCUAGUGUAACACCGAUGAAUAGUACGCAAUCAGUUCCUUUAUUAACAUUUACCUAUGGAACAAAUUCUACAAGUGUAUCUUCUUCGACACUUCUUUCAUACAACUUACCAACAUUCAGUCCUUAUGCUACUUGGAGUUCUAAUGGAGUAACUCUUUUCAACACUACUACCAUCGGAACAAAUCCAUAUGGUUUAUUUGUUGAUACUAACAAUACACUUUAUGUAUGUGAAUAUUCUAAAAAUAUGAUUCAAGUAUGGCUUGAAAAUAGUACCGUACCUAUAAGAAAUAUUAGUAGUGGUUUAUCUUCUCCCUAUGCGAUGUUUGUUACAGUUAACGGUGAUGUUUAUAUUGAUAAUGGUAAUUCAAAUAGUCAAGUCGAUAAAUGGACAGUAAAUACAACAACUGGUGUUUCAGUAAUGAAUAUUAAAGCCGCAUGUUAUGGUCUUUUUGUUGAUAUUUAUAAUAAUAUUUAUUGUUCACAAUAUACAUAUCAUCAAGUUGUUACAAAAUCAUUAAAUAGUAAUUCAGAUAUGUGGAUCGUUGCUGCCGGUACAGACUGCUCAGGAUCAACAUCAAAUACGCUUUAUAAUCCUCGCGGAAUCUUUGUUGAUACAGAUCUCAAUUUGUACGUUGCUGAUUAUACCAAUGAUAGGGUGCAAAAAUUCCUACCACAACAAGUAAAUGGAAUAACGAUAGCAGGAACUGGAGCAACAGGAACUAUUAGUCUCAAUGGUCCGGCUGGAGUUGUUCUGGAUGCAGAUGGUUACGUAUUUAUUGCGGAUUAUUUGAAUAAUCGUAUUGUUGGAUCAGGACCAAACGGAUUUCGUUGUUUAUUAGGAUGUUCAAGUGUUGCCGGUUCAGCAUCUAAUCAAUUGCAUUAUCCAACAAGUUUAAGUUUCGAUAGUUACGGAAAUAUUUCAUUCGAUGAAGAUGUUGGAAUAAUAAUACCAAUGAUUCUUAAUUUAUUUUUAUUUUUAGGUACAACUGUCAAUCAACCAGACUUAUGUCCAUCUUCAACAUGGUAUACAAAUGCAAUUACAUUUGCUAAUAGUAGCACGGUUGGAACUUACGUAUAUGGUGUUUUUGUUAGUAUUAAUAAUACUGUCUAUGCAGCUAAUCAACCAAGUAAUAAGGUUGUAGUAUGGCUCGAAGGAAGUAUUACUCCAGAUGAAAUUCUUUCUGGUAGUCUGAAUAAACCAUGGGAUCUUUUCGUUACUCCUCUAGGUGAUAUAUAUGUUGAUAAUGGUGAAAAUAAUGGUCGAGUUGAUAAAUUUUCAUUAAACGCAAAUAUCAGCAAUUCUGUAAUGUCAGUUCCUGCUGCAUGUUAUGGUAUUUUUGUUGAUAUUAGUAAUACUCUUUAUUGUUCAACAUUUUCGUCUCAUCAAGUUGUUAAGAAAUGGUUAAAUGAUAGUAUACUUACAUCAACUAUUGUUGCUGGUACAGGUACAGCUGGAUCAAGUGCGACUACGCUUAAUGGGCCUAUGGGAAUUUUCCUCGAUGUUGAAAUUAAUUUAUAUGUUGCGGAUCGUAAGAACGAUAGAAUUCAAAUGUUUCCUGUUGGACAAUUUACUGGAAUAACUUUAGCAGGAGCGAGUGUACCAGGAACUAUUACACUUAAUCAGCCAAAUAGUAUUACAUUAGAUGGUGCUGGAUAUCUUUAUAUUGCGGAUACUUAUAAUCAUCGAAUAAUUGGAUCAGGACCAUAUGGUUUUCGAUGUUUAUUUGGAUGUUCAACAAUAGCUGGUUCUGCACCAAGUCAAUUGUAUUAUCCAGGAACUUUAAGAUUUGAUAGUUAUGGAAAUCUAUUUGUCGCUGAUAGAUAUAAUCAUAGAGUGCAAAAGUUUAUAUUAGCAUCAAAUUCAUGUAGUAUCUAUUAUAAUCAACCAACAUUUUGUUCUAAUGCUUUAUGGUAUUCUAAUGCAUCAACUUUUGCAUCAAGUAGUACAAUUGGUACAUUACCGUAUGGUAUUUUUAUUAAUGGAAUUAAUACUGUAUAUGUACCUAAUCGAGUCAGUAACACUAUUUUAUCAUGGCCUCAAUCGAGUACUACAUCAACAAGUAAUAGUUACAGUAAUUUGAAUAAUUCAUAUAGUCUAUUUAUGUCUAUGACUGAUGAUAUUUAUAUUGAUAAUGGUUAUUUCUAUGGUCGAGUUGAUAAAUAUAUAUUUAAUACAUCAAACCGUAUUACUGUUAUGAAUGUUAAUGGAAGUUGUUAUGGUUUAUUUAUUGAUAUUAAUAAUAAUCUUUAUUGUUCCCUUAAAAAUCUUCAUCAAGUUGUUAAACUCUUACUUAAUAAUGGUACAACCAUUCCGACAAUUGCAGCUGGUAAUGGUUCUGCUGGAUCACUAUCAAAUAUGCUUAAUUCUCCUCAAGGAAUCUAUGUUGAUGGUAAUCUGAACCUUUAUAUUGCGGACAGUGUUAAUAAUCGUAUUCAAUUUGUUCAAGCUGGUCAGUUAGAUGGAGUAACAGUCGUUGGUAAUGGUUCAUCAGCAAAUAUUACACUCAACUAUCCAACUGGAAUUGUCCUUGAUGCUAAUAGUUAUCUUUUUAUUGUCGAUAGUUAUAAUCAUCGUAUUGUUGCUUCAAGUUCUACUGGUUUUCGAUGUAUAGUCGGGUGUUCGGGAGGUGGUUCAACUGCGUUUCAAUUAUCUUUUCCACAAAGUAUGGCUUUUGAUAGCUAUGGAAAUAUGUAUGUUACUGAUCGAAAUAAUAGUCGCGUGCAACAAUUCGCUCUUCAAAACAACAGCUGCAGUAAGUUUGUUUGAAUAUAAAGGACAUUAUGAAGUUGUAAUUGAUAAUUAGUUUUUUGCGACUAUUAUGUGAAAAGUUGACAAAAAUCAGAUAAAAUG